ACUUCCGGCGGGGCGGGCCGUGACCCGGAAGCGCUCGGCGCGGCGGGGCCGAGAUGGCGGCGGAGCCUCAGCAGCAGCCGGAGCCGCUGGGGGGGGACGCGGACGGCGUGAACUGUCUGGCCUACGACGAGGCCAUCAUGGCGCAGCAGGACCGCAUCCAGCAGGAGAUCGCCGUGCAGAACCCGCUGGUGUCCGAGCGCCUCGAGCUGGCCGUGCUCUACAAGGAGUACGCGCCCGACGACCUCGUCUACCAGCACAAGAUCAAGGACCUGCUGCAGAAGUACUCGUACAUCCGCAAGACGCGGCCGGACGGGAACUGCUUCUACCGCGCCUUCGGCUUCGCCCACCUUGAGGCGCUACUGGGCGACCGCACCGAGCUGCAGCGGUUCAAGGAGAUCUCGGCCAAGAGUAAGGAGGAGCUGGUGUCUCAGGGCUUCACCGAGUUCACGAUCGAGGACUUCCAUAACACGUUCAUGGAGCUGAUUGAGCAGGUGGAGCGGGGCGUGGCGCCCGGCGAGCUCCUGGCCGCCUUCAACGAGCAGAGCACGUCCGACUACCUGGUGGUCUACCUGCGGCUGCUAACGUCCGGGCACCUGCAGCGCCACGCCGCCUUCUUCCAGCACUUCAUCGAGGGCGGGCGCGGCGUCAAGGAGUUCUGCCAGCAGGAGGUGGAGCCCAUGAGCAAGGAGAGCGACCACAUCCACAUCAUCGCGCUGGCACAGGCCCUGCAGGCGCCCGUGCGCGUCGAGUACAUGGACCGAGGCCGCGGCGCCACCAACCCCCACGUCUUCCCCGAGGGCGCUGCGCCCCGCGUCUGCCUGCUCUACCGUCCCGGCCACUACGACAUCCUCUACCCCUGACCUCCAACCCCCGACCUCCCCCUCUGCCUGCUCCACCGCCCCGCCUGCUGCAGCCUCCUCUCCCCGACCCCAUCUCUGCCUGCUCCACUGCCCCAGGAACUGCCCCUGCCACAGACAGAGGUGACCACGGACCCCCAGCUGCCCCAGCCCCUCCCUCCAGCCCCAUCAACUGCCCUGGUCCCCUGCCACCUGUUCCCUGCACCUGCCCCAAUGUACCCCCCCACACGUGUCUGUGCUGGUGCUGGGGAAACUAUAUCCCCCCCAAGCUCCCCCUUGGGCCCUUCCCCCCGCUCCCCCCCAUUAGCCUAUGACACCCUUUGCCCAGGCCCCCUACGACUGCGGCACCCUUGGCCAGGCAUGGAGGCCCCUCCACCAGCUCCUACCAGGCGGGAGGGAGGGCAGGAAAGGACCCCUCAACUGUACCCCCCUCAGGGUCUCUUCCUUGACUCCCCCUCCCUCAGCCAGCACGCCCCCUCUGGGACCGGGGGGGGGGAGCAGAGUUCCCCCCUCCUGCUCCCCCCCACUCCCAGUGACACCCCAGCUCUGCCCCAGCUGUGACCAGGGCAACUUCCUCUACAAGGUGGAGAGGGGGCUAGAGGGCCCCAAGUCCCUGCCCCCAAAGUAAGGACCUGCCCUGGCCACUGCAAUGGGGGGGGGAGGGGCACAGCUGAAGCCCCCCCCUGGUGCUGCCCCCCCUCCCCCUCUUAUCUGGUUCUCUUGUCACCUCCUGUGGCCAAUAAAGGGGAAGCUGGAA
This is a messenger RNA of Alligator mississippiensis (American alligator), 1614 nucleotides long. It is a transcript of the gene OTUB1, whose product is annotated as OTU deubiquitinase, ubiquitin aldehyde binding 1. The record is from RefSeq and is a predicted model, not a curated record. Gene Ontology annotation, biological process: protein K48-linked deubiquitination; negative regulation of double-strand break repair. NCBI's taxonomy places the organism in Eukaryota, Metazoa, Chordata, Crocodylia, Alligatoridae. Gene Ontology annotation, cellular component: nucleus. Bases 54 to 860 code for a protein of 268 amino acids. Gene Ontology annotation, molecular function: cysteine-type deubiquitinase activity; ubiquitin binding. The transcript has 7 exons.